Messenger RNA from Prunus armeniaca (apricot), 2340 nucleotides. The record is from the annotation of a GenBank genome assembly. Lineage: Eukaryota; Viridiplantae; Streptophyta; Magnoliopsida; Rosales; Rosaceae.
AUGGGAAAACUCACAGGAUUUCUAAUUUUUUCAAGCCUCUUCACAGGCUUAGUGGUUGCAGCAGAUUGGAACAUUUUGAAAAACCAGAAAAACAAGAACAAUGGGGUAGGAGAUGGCUUGAAGAAGUACUGUGAGAGUUGGAGGAUCAAUGUGGAAGUGAACAACAUUAGAGGUUUUGAUGUGGUGCCCCAAGAAUGUGUCCAGUACAUUCAGAAAUACAUGACAUCCUCUCAGUACAAGGCUGAUUCAGAGAAGGCCUUGGAGGAGGUCACUUUCUACUUGAGCAGCUGCUGCACAUUGGAAGGUGAUGGCAAAGAUGCAUGGAUUUUUGAUGUUGAUGAUACACUUCUCUCCACCAUUCCUUACUUCAAGACACAUGGUUUUGGGGGAGAGAAGAUCAAUGCAACUUCUUUGGAGGCAUGGAUGAGAGAGAGUAAGGCACCAGCUCUUGAGCACACACUGAAGCUCUUCCAUGAGAUAAAAAACAGAGGACUUAAAAUAUUUUUGAUCUCUUCAAGAAGGGAAAACCUUAGAUCCUCAAGUGUGGACAAUCUCAUUAAGGUUGGAUACCAUGGAUGGACUGGUCUUAUAUUAAGGGGUCUUGAAGAUGAGUUCAUGGAAGUGCAAAAAUACAAGUCUAAGGCAAGGCACAGAUUGGUUGAUGAAGGCUACCUCAUCUGGGGCAUCAUUGGAGAUCAAUGGAGCAGCUUUGAGGGCCUUCCAAUUGCCAAAAGGACAUUCAAAUUACCCAAUUCCAUGUACACGACGUUAUUUUAUACACAGUUCUACUUCUUCAAGCAAACGUUUUCAAUUAUGCAGAGGCUAUUGAUGGAGGCACGCCCUGCUUUGUCCAUUCAGAGAUCAGCUGCAAAACAGUUUACUCACCUGGGGGUCUCUGCAGCAAUGUCUUCAUCUUUACCAGUCCUUCCAACCCCUAUGGAAGAGACAUAUCCCAAGUUGCCUGACUCCCAACAGGUGUCCAUGGAAAGAGAACUUAUGACAAGGCCUGUCGUGCAUGCAGGUCACUUAACCUCCAACAGUGGAGUAGUUGGUCACAUAUUUUCAUCAUCAUCAGGAUUCUCAACAGAUCUUCACUACUCAGCUCCUUCACCUCAUGAAAAACAGCCAAAAAACAAUCCUUUCAUUUCUCAGUCAUCGAGUUCUGUGUCUUUGCAAUUACCCCAUUCUUCUCAUUCAGGGUUUCUUCAAUCUACAUCCUCUUGUCCUUAUUCCAAAGAAAACAGUGGUUCCUGGUGUACUGAUUCACUGCCAGGUUUCCUUGAUUUUCCUGUAAAUAACCAUAUCGAGAAUAGUCAAGUAGAGAGCAGUAGUUGUAGCGGGAUUAUGCCUGCUGAAGAAUUUGUUAAGCGAAGUGAUUGGCAGGAAUGGGCAGACCAGCUAAUUACUGAUGAUGAUGCUUUGACUUCUAACUGGAAUGAGCUUCUUGUUGACAACAAUGUCACGGAUCUGGAACCAAAGAUAAAAUAUCAGGUUCCAAAACCAUCUUCGAAUUUUUCAGCACAGCAGCCCCAAGUUCAUCAGCAACAACCUGCUCCAUCUGGGGAAAUCAUUCCUGCUCCUUCUAGAGAACUCAUUCCAGCUCCAUCUAGGGAAAUCAUUUCUGUUACUGCUCCUUCCUCAGCUAAUAGUGCCCCCGCCAAGGCGCGCAUGCGUUGGACACCAGAACUUCAUGAGGCCUUUGUGGAGGCUGUGAACCAACUUGGCGGUAGUGAAAGAGCAACUCCUAAGGGUGUGCUAAAGCUCAUGAAAGUUGAAAGCUUGACUAUCUAUCAUGUGAAAAGUCAUUUGCAGAAAUACAGGACUGCUAGGUACAGACCAGAGUCAUCUGAAGGGUCCUCGGAGAAGAAAUUAACUCCGAUUGAAGAAAUGACUUCUCUUGACUUGAAAACGGGUAUCGAGAUCACUGAAGCUCUGCGGCUGCAGAUGGAAGUUCAGAAACGGCUGCAUGAACAGCUUGAGAUUCAAAGAAAUCUACAAUUACGGAUAGAAGAACAAGGGAAAUAUCUUCAAAUGAUGUUUGAGAAGCAAUGCAAGACCGGUAUCGACACGCUGAAGGCAUCAUCAUUGAAUUUGGACGACCCCGCUGACCCUUUAGAUGCAAUGCAAGCUUGUCCUGACAAAAGUGAACUGGAGCCCUCCAAGGUGGACCUUGGUAAGACUGAAACUGAUCCAGUUAAAGCCAACACCAAAUCUGAAGUAGGCUCACUGGAGCUGUCAGGGAAGCAGAAGGUACCUGAAACGGAAGCUCCUGAGGAUCCUGAGCUAGAUCUUUCUGUGUCCAACCCCAAAACCCCAAAGCGUCCCAAAAUAAAAGAAUAA